Molecule: messenger RNA, 2151 nt
Organism: Dipodomys ordii (Ord's kangaroo rat)
Lineage: Eukaryota; Metazoa; Chordata; Mammalia; Rodentia; Heteromyidae
Gene: Wdr48
Product: WD repeat domain 48
Exons: 18
Coding region: 31-2136 (701 amino acids)
Biological process (GO): double-strand break repair via homologous recombination; protein deubiquitination
Molecular function (GO): ubiquitin binding
Source: RefSeq, a predicted model, not a curated record
GGAAGUGACGUCGCAGUGUCAACAUGCAAGAUGGCGGCCCAUCACCGGCAGAACACGGCCGGGCGGAGGAAAGUGCAGGUUUCCUAUGUCAUUCGCGAUGAAGUGGAGAAAUACAAUCGCAACGGUGUGAACGCCCUGCAGUUGGACCCUGCGCUCAAUCGACUUUUCACAGCCGGCCGAGACUCUAUCAUAAGAAUAUGGAGUGUCAAUCAACACAAGCAAGACCCAUAUAUAGCAUCAAUGGAGCACCACACCGAUUGGGUAAAUGACGCUGUGCUGUGCUGUAACGGGAAAACCUUAAUAUCCGCUUCGUCUGACACCACCGUGAAAGUGUGGAACGCGCACAAGGGCUUUUGCAUGUCCACGUUACGCACACACAAGGAUUACGUGAAGGCCCUGGCGUACGCCAAGGACAAGGAGUUGGUAGCCUCCGCCGGAUUGGACAGACAAAUAUUCCUUUGGGAUGUGAAUACUCUCACCGCUCUAACUGCCUCAAAUAAUACUGUCACAACUUCUUCUUUGAGUGGGAACAAAGAUUCCAUCUACAGCCUGGCCAUGAACCAGCUGGGCACCAUCAUCGUGUCGGGGUCCACGGAGAAGGUUUUGCGGGUGUGGGACCCGAGGACCUGCGCGAAGCUGAUGAAGCUCAAGGGCCACACGGACAACGUGAAGGCAUUGCUGCUGAACCGGGAUGGUACCCAGUGUCUGUCUGGCAGCUCCGACGGAACAAUCCGCCUGUGGUCGCUGGGCCAGCAGAGAUGCAUCGCCACGUACCGCGUCCACGACGAAGGUGUCUGGGCCCUGCAAGUGAACGAGGCCUUCACGCAUGUGUACUCGGGUGGGCGCGACCGCAAGAUCUACUGCACGGACCUGAGAAACCCCGACAUCCGCGUGCUGAUUUGCGAAGAAAAAGCACCCGUGCUCAAGAUGGAGCUGGACAGAUCCGCCGACCCGCCCCCUGCCGUCUGGGUGGCCACAACGAAGUCUACAGUGAACAAAUGGACGCUGAAAGGCAUCCACAAUUUCCGAGCCUCCGGUGACUACGACAAUGACUGCACACACCCCAUCACACCCCUGUGCACCCAGCCCGACCAGACCCUCAAAGGGGGCGCUAGCAUCAUUCAGUGCCACAUUCUGAAUGAUAAGCGGCACAUAUUGACCAAAGACACCAACAAUAACGUGGCUUUCUGGGAUGUCCUGAAGGCAUGUAAAGUUGAAGAUCUGGGCAAAGUGGAUUUUGAAGAUGAAAUUAAGAAGAGAUUUAAAAUGGUGUACGUGCCAAAUUGGUUCUCAGUAGACUUAAAGACGGGGAUGCUGACCAUUACUUUGGAUGAGAGUGACUGCUUUGCUGCAUGGGUAUCCGCGAAAGAUGCUGGCUUCAGCAGCCCUGACGGCUCGGAUCCAAAGCUGAACCUGGGUGGGCUGCUGCUGCAGGCGCUCCUGGAGUGCUGGCCUCGGACACACGCGAACCCCGUGGAUGAGGAGGAGAACGAGGUCAGCCACGUGAACGGGGAGCCGGAGGCCCGCGUGCAGAAGGGCAACGGGUAUUUCCAGGUGCCGCCCCACACCCCCGUGAUCUUCGGCGAGGCUGGAGGCCGCACCCUGUUCAGGCUGCUCUGCCGGGACUCGGGUGGCGAGACGGAGUCCAUGCUGCUCAACGAGACGGUGCCGCAGUGGGUGAUCGACAUCACCGUGGAUAAAAAUAUGCCCAAGUUCAACAAAAUUCCUUUCUACCUCCAACCGCAAGCAUCUUCGGGCGCGAAAACCUUAAAAAAAGACCGGCUGUCAGCCAGCGACAUGCUGCAGGUGCGCAAGAUCAUGGAGCACGUGUACGAGAAGAUCAUCAACCUGGACAGCGAGUCCCAGACCACCAGCUCAUCCAACAACGAGAAGACGGGGGAGCAGGAGAAGGAGGAGGACCUCGCCGUGCUGGCCGAGGAGAAAAUCGAGCUGCUGUGCCAGGACCAAGUGAGUGGGUGGGGAGCAAGCCGCGCGUGCCUGAGCGCACACGCGCCGGCUGCUCAGGGCGCUGGGAGCCGGAGGAUCCCAGGAGUCCACGAGACUCCUUGUAGCUCCAGGGAGCCAGCAAAAAGCCACAGUGGCGCUGUGGAUCAAGCGGUAGAGCACCACUCUUGAGCCAAAGGGCUUAGG